Molecule: messenger RNA, 1044 nt
Organism: Glycine soja
Lineage: Eukaryota; Viridiplantae; Streptophyta; Magnoliopsida; Fabales; Fabaceae
Exons: 1
Coding region: 1-1044 (347 amino acids)
Source: RefSeq, a predicted model, not a curated record
AUGGGCAUACCAAAUCGCGAAUUCCAGGGUUACAACCAGGGGAACUCAUCCGGAUUCCACCAAGGGGGAGCAGGAUUCAAUCACGGACCACCGGGAUUCAAUCAAGGAAGAAACUUCACGCAAGGUUCAGGGUGGAGGAAUCAGGGAAACCAGUACAAGGAGCAAAGGAAUCAACAACCAGACCAACCGCCAUACCAGCAUCCCAGCCAGGGCCCCAAUCAGCAAGAAAAGCCCACCAAUAUAGAAGAACUGUGGUUGCAAUUCAUCCAGAAAACACGAUCCCAUCAAAAGAGCACGGAUGCAGCCAUUCAAAAUCUGGAAGUUCAAAUGGGCCAAUUGGCACAAGACAAAGCCGAACGACCCACUAGAACUUUCGGGGCUAACACGGAGAAGAACCCAAAGGAAGAAUGCAAGGCCGUGUUGACUCGAGGGCAAAAGAAAGCACAGGAGGAAGGUAAGGUUGAACAAGAAGACCGGUCAGAGGAAGACAGGACAGAGACACCAGAAGAAAGGAUAGAAGAAGAAGAGAAGGUGGCAUCACCACCUACAACUAAAAGCCAGAAAGCGCGGGAAGCCAGGAAAGAAGAACCACCAGCCCUACCACAAGAUCUCCCAUAUCCUGUGGUACCCACCAAGAAGAACAAGGAACUCUAUUUCAAGCGUUUCUUGGAAAUAUUCAAAGGGCUGGAGAUCACUAUGCCAUUCGGGGAAGCCUUACAGCAGAUGCCCCUAUACUCUAUAUUUAUGAAGGACAUCCUCACCAAGAAGGUGAAAUACAUUGACAAUGAGAACAUUGUGGUAGGGGGUAACUGCAGCGCUAUAAUACAGAGGAAGCUACCCAAGAAAUUUAAGGACCCCGGAAGUGUUACCAUCCCGUGCACCAUAGGAAAAGAGACAGUGAACAAGGUCUUCAUUGACUUAGGAGCAAGUAUCAAUCUGAUGCCCUUGUCAAUGUGUAAAAGAAUUGGGAAUCUGAAGAUAGAUCCUACCAAGAUGACGCUUCAGCUAGCAGACCGCUCGAUUAAAGGCCGUACAGGGUGGUAG